AUGCAGGACCACCAUCGCCCGCUGCCGUUGACGGCGUCGCUGCCCAUCUGUGGCGCGGAGGACGGCAGGGGCAUUGUUAUGGUGCCGCCCGUCUCGCAGCCGUGCGAGGGGGCUGUGAUUGGCGAAGACUACGUGCAGAUGCUUCUCAACACAAUACGCGAGCAUGACGCGGAGAAGCUCUCGUUGCUGCAGCGCAUCAAUGACUGCAUUAAGCCUGAACAGGCCGAGGUGCAGCGUCUUCGUCAGGAAAUAACGCAGAAGGACCAGGAACUUGCGCAACUACGGCAGGAUAUAUCUGAGAAGCGCCUGAUGUUGCAGGAGGAACGAGAGCGUUCCAAUCGUCUCCUCCACGAGAGCACCGUUCAGCACGCACAGGCGGAGGAUGACCGCGCGAGAAUUGCCUCACUCCUGCGACUGCGCCACCAAUGGAAAUCAGCAGCACCAACCGCACUAUCACCGGACGCCACUGCUGUUAGUGGUGGAUGGCAUGCGCCGCACAGUGGUGACAAAAGUCAUUCGCCACCAGUGGAUACUACUGCCGCAGCCACAGGUAGGCGCGGCUCUAGCUCUCAGCGGCGACGUAGCGGCGGCGGAGGUGGUGGUACGAUGAGUCUGCGCCAGGCUGUGCUGAACCAACAGUCAGCAGCAUCAUCAUCAAAGGGAGAUGCACUGCCCCCUGAGGCGGAGGCGGCGGUGCAGGAGGCGCUGCGGCCACCGCCGUCCUCCUCUCUUGUCACCGCUCUGAGUGAAGAAGUGCGUAUGCUGCAGGAGCAGCUGGAUGCGCAGCGUUCUACAUAUGAGCACGAGCGGGCGAAGCGACUGCACGAGGAGCGUGAGUGCACACGCCAGCACGCGGAAGAGGUGGAGCGGUAUAUCGCUACAAUCGAUCACCUCCACUCGCUACACCAGACAAGCCUCGCGGACCUCAUCCGCAGCCGCCACGAUAUGCAGAUUGAGCAGCGGCAGCUUCGCGGGAUGAUCGAGAAGCUGCGCGUCUCACUCGACGAGGCAUUGACAGCGCUGGAGGAGGAGCGGCGGCGGCACUCCGCAGACCUGCAGCUAGUGCAGCAGCGCACGGACGACAGCGUGGACACAGUGAUGAGGAGACUGCGACAAGAAUUAGAAGAGCGGCGUGCGCUGGCGAUGGCGGAGAAGGAGCAGCACGCUGCCCUUAUUGCUACACGCGAGGCGGAGCUAGUGCGCCUGCGCGAGACGCUGAAAAAGGAAAGGCAGCGGCAACACCGCCUCGAGGAGCGCCACCGGCUGGAGAUGGAGGGUGUCAACAGCGAGGUGAAUCUGAUGCGGCAGGCGCUACGGGCGAUGGANACCGCCUCGAGGAGCGCCACCGGCUGGAGAUGGAGGGUGUCAACAGCGAGGUGA
Molecule: messenger RNA, 1380 nt
Organism: Trypanosoma grayi
Lineage: Eukaryota; Euglenozoa; Kinetoplastea; Trypanosomatida; Trypanosomatidae
Exons: 1
Coding region: 1-1380 (459 amino acids)
Cellular component (GO): centrosome
Source: RefSeq, a predicted model, not a curated record